This is a messenger RNA of Somion occarium, 1343 nucleotides long. The record is from the annotation of a GenBank genome assembly. NCBI's taxonomy places the organism in Eukaryota, Fungi, Basidiomycota, Agaricomycetes, Polyporales, Cerrenaceae.
ACGGCAAGUUCGUUGUCAGCCGGAAAGCGCCCAUACUGCUUGGCACAGAUAUUUCAAGGAUCCAGCCUAACGAAUUGCGCACGAAUGUACACAGUCACGGCCUGGAUGGCACUUUGUAUUGGGGACGAGUUUCCAUCUGCGAAACAAGGCCCGAGUGACAACCGUCAGAUAGUCUUCUCGAAGUUCUGCCCGUACCAGUAUGAGUGUUAGAGUCGAAUUCCAACGCCGAAAAGUCAAGCCAAUGUGGUCAGAUAGAGACAAUGCAUGCAGGUGAGCUUUCACAACUCUCGAACGGAAUUUCGAGCGCCAGCACCUCUCAAAAAAAAAGCUCAAAAACGCGCAGGCUUCAAGUUGGCGCAGGACACGGGUUUCAUGGAAACGCUGUAUUAUGGAAGCCUUGACACAUUUAUGCCGACGGCGAACAAAUGGGGACGUCACUCAUCGUCGUCCGACAUUGCUUGACAUUCCAGACGUUGACCAACUCCCUUGAAUCGCUGUCCAGCUACAUCGUUUGUUUCCUCAAUCAUCUUAAUCAGUCUUCACAAUGUCGGGAGCAGCAUCUGCCGCAGCAGGUUCAAAAUUCCAGGCUUUCAUGAAUCACCCGGCUGGCCCCAAAACGGUGUUCUUCUGGGCUCCGAUGAUGAAGUGGUGCUUGGUCGCAGCUGGGCUGAAGGAUCUUUCGAGGCCAGCAGAGAAGCUUAGUGUAUCACAGAACGUCGCCCUUGCUGCAACUGGCUUCGUCUGGGUUCGUUGGUCCUUGGUUAUUACCCCAGUUAACUAUAGUCUGUCUGCGGUCAACUUCGUCGUUGGAACGACUGGUCUCGGUCAAUUGACUAGGAUCUGGCACUACCAACGCACCAAGCAAGAUCCGGUACUUGACCUGAUCAAUUCGAGAAAAGCGGCGGACGCGAAGGCAUGAGUUGGUUUUGGUGGGACUUUGUAUCGUGUACUAUCUGAUACCUGUGCUUUGUUGACUAUUCUACAUUCUGUAUUAGACUUCACUGCGUUCCUAGCGGAAUUUUGUCUACCAGAUUGCCACUGCUACGGCCAGUGCCACUAGUUUCAUAGGUUGAAAAACAAAUCAGCUUGCGAUUGCUGAACAAUUUCAUAUACAAGUGUGUAUGAGACCGAAGGCUCUAGGUUGGGAUGGUAUCGGAUGCAAUGCUCACUCUGAGGCUCCCCUGUGAACAUUUCCGGGCCCGCAAACAUGCGACUUCACUCAAUAUGUGUUACUACCGUACUUCCCAUCCGCCGAUCUUGCGUGGCGUUGAAACCAGCCAUGUAAGGUCUGUAAUUCAGUAUAUGACAGACCUCCUUACCAUACGGGGCCACGUUUAUGUCGC